CAAAAGGAAGAAAAACAGCACGGCAAGCAAACUGUUCAUUUCCUCUUACUUGCAAAAUGAACUGCGUCGCUGCUCUUAAGGCGAGUUCGCCGAUUUCCCUCUACUCUGAUUCCAGAAUAUUCCAGAAUCGCAGCAGCAUCCGCUUCUUCCGUCACAAUCAUAAUCGGAAUUCCAACAGAAUCAGAUGCAACCUGAAAGAUAACAAUCAACCGGAAACAACUACUGGUAUCCAGCUUUAUAGAGAUAUCGAGAGAUUACUUACAGAGACAGUGAAGCAAUCUCAAGGUUGGGGAAGUACACAGGACUGGGAUGAAAUCGAGGGGGCAUGGGUAUUGAGACCAAAAACCUCAAAGCCAAAGUUAGUCGUACAUUUUGUUGGAGGUGUUUUUGUUGGGGCUGCUCCUCAGCUUUCUUACCGCCUGUUCCUGGAGCGGCUCAGUCAAAUGGAUGUCUUGGUGAUUGCUACACCUUAUGCUAGUGGGUUUGACCAUUUCUACAUUGCAGAUGAAGUGCAGUUUAAGUUCGAUAGGUGCCUUAGGUUUCUCCAAGAAAGAGUACAAGACCUUCCUAUAUUUGGCAUUGGGCACUCUUUAGGAUCUGUUAUUCACCUUUUGAUUGGAUCAAGGUAUGCUGUUAAAAAAAAUGGGAAUGUAUUGAUGGCUUUCAACAACAAGGAUGCGAGCCUUGCAGUUCCAUUGUUCUCAUCUGUUCUUGCUCCAAUGAUGCAAAAUAUCGGACCGGUUUUAUCGGACAUUGCGUCAUCACCAACCAUUCGUCUUGGGGCAGAGAUGACUAUGAAGCAAAUAGAGAACCUUAGCCCCUCAAUUUUGAAGCAAGUUUUUCCACUGGUUGAGCAACUGCCUCCUCUGUACAUGGACUUGGUUAAGGGAAAAGAAAAUUUUACUCCAAGACCAGAAGAAACUCAAAGACUGAUAAGGUCCUACUAUGGGAUAUCGAGGAAUCUCUUAAUAAAGUUCAAAGAUGAUACAAUCGAUGAAACUUCAACACUAGCUCAAGUGCUCAGCUCAGGUUCUGCUAUCAGCUCAAUGCUGGAUAUGUCCAUCCGCUCGCUUCCUGGAGACCAUGCGCUUCCUCUACAGCAGGCUCUGCCAGAUGUUCCCCCAGGAAUGACAGAUGCUGUUAACAGGAGCGGGGAGCUAUUGGCAAAUUUGACCGCAGGAACACCAUGGGAAAGUGUUGCAAAGGAAGUCGGCAACACACUUGGUAAUGUAGACUCUAUACUUCUUAGCUCUCGGAAUUCCAAGGACUUGGAUCAGCUUGUGGAGACAAUAACAUCAUGGAUGUUGUCUAACUCCAGUCCAAGACUUUUACAAUGAUUUGCUAUAAUGUAUGUAGAUGAGCCUCCUCAAUUAAGUUGUAAUGAUAGUUAUACUUGACAUUUGUCAAGGUUAUAGAUACAUUGGCCUCUCUUUGGUCAUAUAUCUUGUGAAUGUAUACUUCCUGGAUUUUUGGUAUAAAAGAAAGGUCAAUUAUUUGUA
Messenger RNA from Nicotiana attenuata, 1499 nucleotides. RefSeq lists its product as uncharacterized. The transcript has 10 exons. The record is from RefSeq and is a predicted model, not a curated record. Lineage: Eukaryota; Viridiplantae; Streptophyta; Magnoliopsida; Solanales; Solanaceae. Bases 57 to 1337 code for a protein of 426 amino acids.